Brachypodium distachyon (stiff brome) is the source of this 1298-nucleotide messenger RNA. RefSeq names its product SPX domain-containing protein 4. The record is from RefSeq and is a predicted model, not a curated record. The transcript has 3 exons. The coding region runs from base 80 to 1054 and encodes 324 amino acids. NCBI's taxonomy places the organism in Eukaryota, Viridiplantae, Streptophyta, Magnoliopsida, Poales, Poaceae. Gene Ontology annotation, biological process: cellular response to phosphate starvation.
CUCUCGCCAUCGCAGCCAAGGCAUUCAUUCCCCUCCCUAAUCCAUUCAUUCAUUCAUUCAUUCCCCUCGAAUCCAAUCCAUGAAGUUCGGCAAGGAUUUCCGGAACCACCUGGAGGGGACGCUGCCGGACUGGAAGGACAAGUACCUCGCAUACAAGGCCCUCAAGAAGCUCAUCAAGACCCUGCCCCCCGACGCCGACCACCCUGCCCCUCCCCCUCCUCCUCCCGCCCCCGCCGCCGCGGGAUUCGGAUACGGGGACGAUGUCGCCCUGGGGAACUGGUUCGCCAGGAUCCUCGACGUCGAGCUCCACAAGCUCAACGACUUCUACAUGGAGAGGGAGGAGUGGUACGUCAUCCGCCUCCAGGUGCUCAAGGAGAGGAUUGAGCGAGUCAAAGCUAAGAAGAAUGAUGCUUUUACAUCCAAGAUUGAGUUCACUGAAGAGAUGUUAGAGAUACGCAGAGAUUUUGUGCUUAUCCACGGGGAAAUGAUACUUCUGCAGACCUACAGCUCCCUAAAUUUUGCUGGACUUGUGAAAAUACUGAAGAAGUAUGACAAAAGAACAGGCGGAUUGCUCAGCCUACCUUUCACUCAACGUGCUCGCCACGAACCAUUUUUCACCACUGAACCCUUAACAAGGCUUGUUCGAGAAUGUGAGGCUAAUCUUGAACUCCUUUUCCCGGUCGAAGAAGAAGUACUCGAGUCUGGUUCCUCCUCAAAGCUGCAACCUCACAAUAAUGUGUCUACUCAUGGCCCAGGACAAUCUUGUGACUUGGAAACCGCAAAAGUGUACCAAAGCACACUAGCAGCAAUGAAAGCGAUAGAGGGCCUUAAGAAAGCGAGCUCUACUUACAAUGCCCUCUCCCUCGCUAGGUUCUUCCAUGGAGAGGACGGUGAAGCUUGCUCUGGCGCCAUCACUUCUGAGAGCUCACUGUUGGAUUCCAUGACAGAUUCCCAGGUUGAAGAUGCCGAUAAGGAUGAUAAAGAGGUGCAAUCAAAGGAGAAGACUGCUGCUGAAACCAAGCAUAAUGCUGAAGCAGGGCGGCGCGGCGGAUGAUCUUUCUUCGCAUAAAUUCUUAAAUCUCCACUGAUAAGUGUAAAUGAUAGCACUGAAUAAUCUGGGUUUUUAGCCAGCCUUUGAAAUGUGUAACCAUGAGUGAAGUUUAAUUUGGAAUUUUGGAGGUUUAGGAAGAGUGUUUGUGAGCCAUUUAGCUUAUUUCAAAGGAAUUUAUACAAUCUAUCUGUUUAUCAUUUUUUUUGUAUAGCAAAAUCAAAGUGCUCCUGUUUAUCUUCUUUGUAUA